GUUUUCAAUUGUUGAAAUACUUUUUUAUUUAUUUCACCUUUUAGUUUUUUGAUUAAAUGAUUAUUUUUCGCGUUAUAUAGUUUGUGUCUCUGUGCGUGUGUUUUUGAAAUGAUUGUUUAAUUUCUUCCUUUAAUUAUUAUUCUUUCUGUAUAAUUGGUUCUGGUGUCUUGAUUUUCAUUAUUGUAUUCAUAUAAAUAUUAUACGAGGAAAAUCGAACUGUGUAAUCAUAGAAACGAUCCGAAUCUUAUCUUAAUCCUUUAGAAUAGAUUGAAUGCGAUUUUAUUAACCUUGGGUUUUCCUGAUUUAAUGGACAUGAAUGUAGAGAAAAAAAAAACAGAGAGUAUUCGUAUGGGAAGCUCAUCUCAAAUUUAGGUAACACGAUAAUAGACGAUAUUAAAUUUUAUAUAUAUCUGAGGCCACUGGACAUUGAAUUCUGAUCACUGAAUGUAAGAUUUAGCUGUUUGAUUUUGUUGCUUUUAAGUAUAUCAGGGACAAGAACUGUUUCUCUAAUUACAUUACUGUUUUUUUUGGAUAUUUGGAAUAAAUGUUUCUUUGAUAUUCAUCAAUGAAGGUAAAAGCAAAUGAUUGGCAAUUGGAAUGCCAAAACUUUUUAGUGACUGACUUUUGUUCUUUGAGCAAAGUAGCAAGCAGAUGCUAAUUAAAUACAUAAUUUAGUUGAAUGUUAAUUACAAUAUUAGUUAUUUUGAUUUCAGUUAUUUCAUGAAAUGCCAAGGUAUUAUUUGGUACUUGUUUUUCAGAGUUGAAAAAUGCAAGAUGAAUAAAAUAGGUAAUCGUUAUUCAGCUUCCAUGUGCAACGAAAUGAAGAAACGAGAUUAUCCAAAGAAUCUUCAAAGUCGAAAUGAUGCAGUAGGAGGUGAUCUUUGGACAGAUGGACUUAUUUGUGCUUUUGAAUAUGUUAAAGGCCAAGGUAAAAGAGGCCAGCCAAAAUCAGGUGCAAAGGUCUUGUCUGCACAAUAUAGUUUGAAAGAAGCUUCUAGAAGACGGAUCUAUGCUAAUGAACCUGAAAAUGUUAAUUCUAACAAUUUAGCUAAAUCUCCACCCUUGAAAGACUCCGCAGUCACAGUUAAAGAUGCAUCAUAUGUAACCCAGGAUCUCAAUCCCGGGGAAGAGUUCCCAAGAGCUUAUUGGGAACCAAUUGGUUGGGACAGAGUUUAUCAACUAGUCCAGAUGCUACAAGCUGAUGAUGGAUGGGGCUCCCAGCCUAUUGAGCUCACAGAGAAUGAAGAUGAAGUGACUGUUACAGAUUUAGCAGCACCUUAUUGGGAAAGGCCAGUUGGUCCAACUUGGUGGUGUCAUGUUGCGGCAGAUCACCCAUCUAUAAAUGCAUGGCUAAGUACUGCUCAGUGGUUGCAUCCUGCUAUCAGUGUUGCUUUGCGAGACGAAAGUACACUGAUAAGUGAGCGUAUGAAGCACCUAUUUUAUGAGGUUCCUGUCAUAGUUGCUGGUGGACUGUUAUUUGAGUUGUUGGGACAAUCAGCUGGUGAUCCUUUAGCUGAAGAAGAUGACAUUCCCAUUGUUCUAAGAUCAUGGCAUGCACAAAACUUUCUAAUAACAGCAUUGCAUAUCAAAGGGUCUGCAUCAAACAUUAAUGUCUUAGGUAUUGCAGAAGUUCAGGAAAUGCUUAUUGCCGGAGCCACUAAUAUUCCAAGAACUAUCCAUGAGGUUAUAGCACAUCUCACUUGUCGCCUUGCAAGAUGGGAUGACAGGUUGUUUCGCAAAUCAAUCUUCGGUGAAGCAGAUGAAGUUGAGUUGAAGUUUAUGAACAGGAGGAACCACGAGGAUCUGCAUCUUUUUACAAUAAUUCUGAAUCAAGAAAUCAGGAGGUUGUCAACACAGGUCAUAAGAGUGAAAUGGUCUCUCCAUGCAAGAGAGGAGAUUGUGUUUGAGCUUCUUCAACAUUUGAGAGGGAAUGCAGCAAGGUCCUUACUCCAUGGGGUAAGAAAGAGUACAAGAGAAAUGAUUUCAGAGCAAGAGGCAGUGCGCGGUCGCCUAUUUACAAUUCAAGAUGUUAUGCAAAGUACAGUUCGCGCAUGGUUGCAGGACAGAAGUCUCACUGUUACACAUAAUUUAGGAAUUUUUGGUGGCUGUGGCCUUAUUCUUUCCAUCAUUACUGGACUUUUCGGGAUUAAUGUGGAUGGAAUACCCGGAAACGACGACAGUUCCCCGUAUGCAUUUCUUUUAUUUUCUUGUAUCCUUGUCUUCCUAGGAGUAGUUUUAAUUUCCGGUGGAUUGCUUUAUCUUGGGCUGAAGAAACCAAUUAUUGAUGAGGAUGUUGAGGUGAGAAAAUUAGAGCUGGAUGAGCUGGUUCGGAUGUUUCAAAAGGAGGCAGAGUCUCAUGCGCAGGUCCGUAAGAGCGUUGCUCGAGCUAUUAAGCCGCCGACAACCGCAAGUAUACUUCCUUCUGGUGAAGGUUAUGUCCUCAUUGGUUAAAUGAUGCCUCAAAAAGCUUUUGAACUGGAAUGACAUUGGACACUGACAGUAUCAAUUCUUAUCCGGCUUUGCUUGUGGAUUUGGGCAGACUAAUGAAUAUUUUUUGUAAUCUAUUUACCUAUAGUCUAAAAGUGAAGCUUUUUUUGUUUUCAAACGUUAAGAUGAAUGAACCCAUUUACGUGGAGUACUUGAUGCAAUCUAUAUCUAAUAUAUAUAUAUAUAUAUUGUAUAGGUGGAAACUUUCAGUUCUUUGAUUCAUAAGUGGCAGUUUGAGUUGG
Messenger RNA from Gossypium raimondii (Peruvian cotton), 2729 nucleotides. RefSeq lists its product as uncharacterized. Gene Ontology annotation, cellular component: membrane. Gene Ontology annotation, molecular function: metal ion transmembrane transporter activity. Gene Ontology annotation, biological process: metal ion transport; transmembrane transport. Lineage: Eukaryota; Viridiplantae; Streptophyta; Magnoliopsida; Malvales; Malvaceae. The record is from RefSeq and is a predicted model, not a curated record. The transcript has 8 exons. Bases 721 to 2451 code for a protein of 576 amino acids.